AUGCACAGACUCAGAGAUUCUUUGAAAAAGCUGCCACAAAAGCAAAUUGGGCUGCUGGCGCUGCUGCUCUAUGUGCCGGUGGGGCUGUGCCUGCUGCUGGUGCGGCUCUUUGUGGGGCUGCACGUCUUCCUGAUCAGCUGUGCGCUCCCGGACGGCGCCCCACACAGGUUCCUGGUGCACGCCAUGUGCUCCGUGCUGGGGCCUCUUCGUGUGGCAGAGGGCCGCGCAGCACCCGUGCCCGCGUCCUGGUGGGCCAACCACGUCACACCCUUUGACCACAACGUCCUGGGCCUGCUGGCCUCCUGCAGCGCGCCCGUGCUGAACAGCGCCGCCGGCUUCCUCUGAUGGUCCCGUGUCUUCCUGGAGGUGGCCGGCGCCGAGAGCCACGCGGAGCUGCUGGAGUCGCUGAAGGGCUACUGCUUGCAGGGCGGCAAUCCGCCGCUGCUGCUCUUCCCCGAGGAGGAGACCACCAAUGGCCGGGUGGGCCUGCUGCGUUUCAGCUCCUGGCCCUUCUCCAUCAUGGACGCAGUGCAGCCAUUGGCUCUGCAGGUCUGGAGGCCCUUCGUGGCUAUGAGCGUGGCUGGCGCUUCCUGGUUCACUGAGCUGCUUUGGACUUUCUUCGUUCCUUUCACCGUUUAUCAAGUAAAGUGGCUUCCCUCUGUGUACAGAGAAGCCGAGGAGACCCGAAGAGUUCAAGAGCUUCUAGCUGUGGAGUUGGGUGUGGUGUCUACGUGCCUCACAGCCGCUGACAAAUUGUCUCUCUGCCCCGCUUCCAAGUGACUCUGGGGGAAGGGGUCUCUCUGCCCCCCCUUUCCAAGUGACUCUGGGGGAAGGGGUCUCUCUGCCCCCCUUCCAAGUGACUCUGAGGGAAGGGGUCCUGUAUUUAGGGGGUGGUGGGUGUCAGGUGCUGAAUAAGGAAACGCGCACCCACCAUUAGGGUCCUGCCACCUGGGCUUGCAUUCCUUGGUGGUGGCAAUAUGUCCCCAGGGGGGCAAAAGCUAGGUAGGUGGGAGGUUGGAUUGUCACUGCCCUAAGG
Messenger RNA from Notechis scutatus (mainland tiger snake), 1036 nucleotides. NCBI's taxonomy places the organism in Eukaryota, Metazoa, Chordata, Lepidosauria, Squamata, Elapidae. The record is from RefSeq and is a predicted model, not a curated record.